AUGGCAAAACGGAACAAACCAUGGAAUGGAAGCAACACAAGUAACCCUGCAUGCGCUGCUUGCAGACACCAACGGAGAAAAUGCACUCAAGACUGUGUUCUUGCACCUUAUUUUCCAAUAGACAAGAUUCAUGUAUAUGAAUCAGUUCACAAGGUUUUUGGUUUCAGCAACGUUGCAAAGAUGCUAACAAAACUUGAUCAACAAGGUAGAAAACAAGCCAUCAAAUCUUUUGAAUGGGAAGCCAUGAUGUGGGCCCAAAAUCCUGUCUUUGGUCCAUUUGGUGCUUACAAUGAAGCCUUGAACAUUAUCACACAACUAUUGACUCUCCUCCAACAGCAACAAACUUUUUCAACUUCUGAGCCCAAAUUUAGGGGCCAGGCCCAUGAUUCAUUACUCUUUAGUAAUGAGGCUUUACAAGUUUCCAACAAUGUCAAUUGGGCACCUUUUGUGGAUAAUAACAAUGUUGUACAAAAUAAUCCUAGUUUUUCAUAUCCAUAUGUACAUAGUUUUGAAGGUGAUUUGCAUAAUGUGGAACCAAAAAUAUUCAAUUGUGUUCCUGAUGCUAAUGUUUUUUUGCACCAAAAGAGUGCAAUUUUGCAGCCCAAUUAUUUUCAAAACAUAGCAAGUGUUUCUGGGAGUAAUAAUAAUGUAGUGACUUCUUCAACAAUUGAUCAACAAAGUCAAGUUAGAGAUUUUCAAUGUUAUGAUGGCAAUGUUGAAAAUAUUUACAAAACUAAGGGGUAUGGACGAGAGUAUGCAGCAGUAGUUCAAAAGAGUGAGAAGAGUAUAGUUGAUCACACCAUGGCACAAAAUAGAGCAAGGAGCAAAAUUGAAGAAUUUCAACAUCCUAUUUAUUAUUCUGUUGGAAAUUCCAGACCUAAGCAAGAGUAA
Messenger RNA from Cicer arietinum (chickpea), 891 nucleotides. RefSeq lists its product as uncharacterized. NCBI's taxonomy places the organism in Eukaryota, Viridiplantae, Streptophyta, Magnoliopsida, Fabales, Fabaceae. The record is from RefSeq and is a predicted model, not a curated record.